Dromaius novaehollandiae (emu) is the source of this 1761-nucleotide messenger RNA. RefSeq names its product vascular endothelial growth factor receptor 2-like. The transcript has 10 exons. The coding region runs from base 356 to 1627 and encodes 423 amino acids. The record is from RefSeq and is a predicted model, not a curated record. Lineage: Eukaryota; Metazoa; Chordata; Aves; Casuariiformes; Dromaiidae.
GCCAUGGCAGCUCUUUACUCCAGUCUGGGCUUGGAGCUGCAAUCUCUCUGCUGGGCGGAUGGCCUGAGCCUCCCCAGGAGUCCUUCCACCCACAACUGCUCAUUUUGAAGUCCACAGAGCCUCAGUUACAGCCUGAGUCACAGCAAACCCGGCAGCUGCCCUGCACGCUGGGAAAACAGCUCCAUCCCGGCGUGCUGGGAGCGGAUGGAGGCUUUCAGCCCCAGACGACAUCAGGAAUUUGGAACGAGUCCAUGGAAAUUAGGUCAGGAUUGGAAAGUCCCUCUGCGCACAGACUAGGAAAUGACACCCAAAUACCUCUCUCAGCUCUGGCUGGGAUAUCUCACUGCCUGGCAGGAUGGCACGCAGCAAUGGGCUCUUAGUGUCCUUGCAAUGGGCUGCAGGAGCGGGAGGACCUCUGGAAAGAAAAGCUGCUGCUGUGGGAUCCUCGGUGCUGCUUCCUGUGCCAGAUAAUGUCACACACAUACACUCCGUGCAGUGGGAGUACCUCAACGGCACCGAGUCCCGCUCCAUCCUGCAGCACUACGGGGGCUCACACAGCCCAGCUAUCCAUGCACCUUAUGUCGGUCGAGCCAUUUUCCAUCCAUCCAAUGGAUCUCUCUUGUUGGAAGACGUACAGGAAACUGACAGUGGGAUCUACAAAGUGACCAUCAACCUGGGAGAAAGGGAGAGCCUCAAAAUCCAGCUGGAAGUCCUCAAGCCCGUGUCUCACCCUCAGCUCCGGAGCAGUGCCCUAGAGGCACAGUCCACUGUCGAGGUGCUCUGUGAUGUGGCUGAGGGCAGAGUGGACACCAUCACCUGGAAGAAGGAUGGGCAGCCCCUUCCCCCAGACAGAGGUUUCUAUCUGUCCAGCAGCAUCAGUGUUUUGUACCUGAGGAAGGUGAAGAAGUCGGACUGUGGCUCCUACUCCUGCAACGCCAGCAAUGGGAUAAGCUGGCAGGAAGCCUCCCUGAACGUGACCAUUGCAGGUCUCUCCCCGGCCUUACAAGAUGUGCUGAGGAUUGCAGUGGUUGCUGUUGCCUUUGCUGCCACCUCGGGAUGGGGCUUAAUUUUUCCCGUCUGUCAAUCAGAAAAGCAAAGAAUAAGGGGAGAGCUGUGGCGAUGGCUUAGUGUCUACACCAGCGGGCUGGUGUGCAUCUCCUCUGUCCUGGCAAGCACCGCUGGGAUCCUCUGGAUGCGAGAGGAAGGCCCAUCUAUUGCCUUCAUACUGCCUGAGAUCCUCCUUGCGUAUGUGGUUGUGGUAACAUUCCUGGUCUCUGCUACCGUAACGUUCCAGCCUGAAAAACUCAUCCAUCUCAAAAGCAAAACAGUACAACGCACGAUGGGCUAUGCUGCUCCCGGAGGGGUGGUUUCAGUGGUGAUGACUACCAGCUUCCUGAUAAAGAAUAUCUACCAUCGCCACGAACAAGGUUGCACGGAGUUUGUGGAUGUGACCACCCUCGCGGUUAGCACAGCUGCGGUGUCCGCCCUCCCAAUCCUCGCAAUCUUCCUGCGCUAUCACACAACUCAGGGAUGGCAGAAAGAGGAACAUGACUCCAAUUGGCUGGACAACCACAGGUUCUUUCAAAUGUCUCUGUCCAUCAUCAGGGAUCCUGUUUCUACCCAUUAGAGGCUCGCGGUAUUUCUCGUCUGGCUGAGUGACUCCAAACAUCCUCCGAGGUCGAUGCUUAGUGAGUCUGUAGCUGUCUGAGUUUCACUGGGCUGAGCCUUUCACAUACCGGUAAUAAAUGGCAAUUAAACAAG